UGGCUGCUCGCCAUCACCGGGAAGGAGCCCUGAGCACCUGCAGGAAAGUGACAAGUAGCCGUAUGGGCCCGAAGACUCUUCAAGUUCAAGACGGCCCUCCAUUCUCUGUGGUCAACAAUUGGAACGUCCUUUGUCAUCUGUUGAGGACUCUUACUGGUGGAAAGGGACUUCGAGAAACUAUUCUAGUCCAAUUCCCUCCUCCUUAGGUGGAGGAGUAUAAAAAUAGCAACUUUGAAAUAUUUCUCCAGACCAGGUUUUUAGCGAUGGUCUUUCAGGUGUGGCCAAAGGGGCUACUUCCGUAGUGACUGCUGUGACUGUCCCCUCUGGACACGCUUUGCUGUGUGAAUGUCUGUCUCCUGGGGCCCGGUCAGUGUGCCCAGGGCGUUCGUCACUCACCGGCCAGACUGGCCCCUCCUCCCAGACCAGGUUGAUGGACCAACAGCCCGACUGUUGACUUAUUCUUGUUUGAGAUGCAGGCAGCAGGAGGGGCUGAGCUCAGUUACUUGAGUCGUCUUUCCUGGUCUCGUAGCUGCGGUCUUCCUCGAGACUGUGCGCCUAGGAAAUGCGCUUGUCCGCCUAACCUGCACGGUCCUCAGUGACCGCUUGCGUCGUCCGAGACGUGCUCUGUGGGCCUCCUGGCCCUUGUGGGGCGACCAGGCCUCUAACCAAGAGAGCCGGCCUUGGCGUGCCCUUCCCUUAGGACUCUUGUGGGCAGCUUCCUUCUGCUUGGGACCAGUGGACCUGGACCCCCGAACGUCUCCAGACUCUACCUGGAGACUUCUCCCCGGAUUGGACCUGAGCUUUGUGUAGCCCGCCGUUUAGAGAAGCGCCCCCCCUCCCCCUGCCCCGCCUCCCCGCACGGCUGCACUUCUCUGCACGUCUCUGAGACCCGGGACGCAGCUGUCCACGGAAAUGAUGGCUCACUUCAGCUCUUUGGUCUAAACCAAAUAGUGGGAGACAAGCAGCAGGGCCCCAGGGAGGCACCGUGGAGGACGCAGAAUCCCGAUCACUUCGCCACAGGACUCACCUUCCUGUGUAAUCUAAGGGGAAGUGUCUACGCCCGGCAGUUUUUAGAGGAAUGGCUUCGUGGGCAGUUACUUCCUCCAAGAACCGGCACUAUUAAGAGGAAAGUUUUCAAAGUACAUGAAAAACUUGUACGGAUUAAGGGCUACGGAAACAGACCUGUUAACAGCGUGUACCUCUGGGUGAUCAGAUGACAGGCUUCGAUUCUGAGAGCUCUUCCGGGGGAUUUUCAGAGGCAAGUCAGAGAGUCGCUGCGGUGAUGUGUGUGGACUCCGGCAGAAGUAACGGGGUCGGAAAGGCCGGGGAGAGGCCCCCUCGAGAAAAUGGAAUUCAGAAGCACAGGACGUCGUUGCCUGCCCCGAUGUUUACCAGAAGUGACUUCAGCGUGUGGAGCAUAUUAAAGAAAUGCAUCGGCCUGGAGCUGUCCAAGAUCACCAUGCCCAUCGCCUUCAACGAGCCUCUGAGUUUCCUCCAGCGGAUCACGGAGUACAUGGAGCACGUGGACCUCAUUCACAGAGCCUCCUGCCAGCCCCAGGCCCUGGAAAGGAUGCAGUGCGUUGCUGCCUUUGCGGUGUCGGCGGUGGCUUCCCAGUGGGAGAGGACCGGCAAGCCCUUCAACCCGCUCCUGGGAGAGACUUACGAGCUGAUUAGGGAGGAUUUAGGGUUCAGAUUUAUAUCCGAGCAGGUGAGCCACCACCCCCCGAUCAGUGCAUUUUAUUCAGAGGGCCUCCACCAGGACUUCUUGUUUCACGGCUCCAUCUACCCGAAGCUGAAGUUCUGGGGCAAGAGCGUGGAGGCCGAGCCCCGGGGCACCAUCACGUUGGAGCUGCUCAAGGUCACGCAGUGCUUCUGUUUGCUGGCGUCUGACUUCGUGUUUUCUGGCAUCUUUCACAGACACAAUGAGGCUUACACCUGGACCAACCCUACCUGCUGUGUGCACAAUGUGAUUAUCGGGAAGCUCUGGAUAGAGCAGUACGGGACGGUGGAGAUUGUAAACCACAGAACUGGAGAUAAGUGUGUGCUUCAUUUUAAACCAUGUGGACUGUUUGGAAAAGAACUUCACAAAGUGGAGGGACACAUCCAGGACAAAAACAAAAAGAAGCUCUUUAUGAUCUAUGGAAAAUGGACAGAGUGUUUGUGGGGAAUAGACCCUGCUGCGUACGAGUCCUUCAAGAAGCGGGAGAGGAGAGGCGACCACCUGAGCAAGCCACAGCCGGACGACAGCUCCCAGAAAGCUGACGGCGAUGUGGCGGAUGCCGUGCCCGAGGUUCAGGAGACUGUGCAGGUCAUUCCAGGCAGCAAGCUACUCUGGAGGGUCAACACUCGGCCCCCCAACUCUGCCCAGAUGUACAAUUUUACCAGCUUCACCGUCAGUCUCAACGAGCUGCAGAGCGGCAUGGAGAAGACCCUGGCUCCCACGGACUGCCGCCUGCGCCCCGACAUCCGCGGCAUGGAGAACGGCGACAUGGAUCUGGCGAGCCAGGAGAAGGAGCGGCUGGAAGAGAAGCAGCGGGAGGCCCGGAGGGAACGGGCCAAGCAGGAGGCCGAGUGGCAGACCAGGUGGUUUCAUCAAGGCAGCAACCCGCACACGGGGGCUCCCGACUGGUUGUAUGCGGGGGGCUACUUUGAGCGGAAUUUCUCCCGCUGCCCAGAUAUCUACUGAGGGGCCGGAGUGGCCCCCGGGACCGGAGACCGGACUCCGUCAAGAGGUCACGGCAGAAACCAGCUUUUUCAGCGACUGUGUCCGUGGAGACAGCACCAUCCCCGGUCAAGGAUUUGAUUCUAAUUAACUUCUGAUCGCCAAACAUUUUACUACUGUUCAUCAAGCUUCACAUGGGAUCAUCAUGUUUUCGUUAAGGGCGGAAAAGGACAAUCCUCUGCCGUCCCUUCACGUGACGGGAAUCAGCCCGGCUUGUUACAGCACCCUCUUCAUUGUAAAGUUCAUAACGGAAGUAAGUAACCAGGAAGGGUCUUAGUUCUAAGUCCCCCCCGUGUCCCUCCUCCUAACGCAGUGGCAAAGGGUUUCUGAGACUGUCGUGCAUUCGAACCAGUAACAGGGGAAGACGGAUCUUGAAAGUAACCCUUCGAGGAGCUUUACGGGGCCAGGGGUUGCUUCCUAGAUUACGGUAAUGCAAAAGUGAAGACUUUCAGAGCGCCAGAUGGAAUGAAAUGAAAAGCUGUCAGAUUCUGUAUUUUUUACCAGUCUUCAAUAAUGUAAAGAUUACUUUUAAAAUAUUUAAGUUAAAACUACUUGAAUAGUAUUUUGCCGGAGAGCAAGGUUUGCAUUAAUCACCAAUCGUAUACUGUCCGAAACGAAGCAUUACCGUGACAGCCUGGGGUGGCCGGAAACCUCGAGAGUCGUGACGGACCUCCCCAGGCUGCUGCCAGCCUCGAAAGGGGCCCCGCCUCUGUCACCGGGGCUUCGUGGCCUCUGCAGGCCAGGCCCGCGUCACAGAGGGUCGCCGUGCCUACGGCAGGUGCGCCCUGCGGGAGGCUCUGAAGCAGCAGCCGCUACGGCCGUGUCAUUAAAGUUACUUAACAAAAAGUAGGUGCGUGUCCAUCCUAGACACAUCCCUUCUGGUGGCUCUUGUCUUUCUGUAGAAGUGUCAACACCACAGGCCUCAGCGGAGCUCUGAACGGAGAGCGUCUGCUGAGCGUACACGCACUCACGCGGCCGUAUGGAGUGCUGGGUUCUCGGUGGCAGGCUGUCGUCAUUGUGUGUCCGGGCUUCGACGUCACAUCUGUCAUUAAAACACUUUUAAAAGCGAA
Messenger RNA from Lynx canadensis (Canada lynx), 3792 nucleotides. RefSeq names its product oxysterol binding protein like 2 (gene OSBPL2). Gene Ontology annotation, molecular function: cholesterol binding. Gene Ontology annotation, cellular component: cytosol; membrane; intracellular membrane-bounded organelle. Bases 1214 to 2686 code for a protein of 490 amino acids. NCBI's taxonomy places the organism in Eukaryota, Metazoa, Chordata, Mammalia, Carnivora, Felidae. The transcript has 13 exons. The record is from RefSeq and is a predicted model, not a curated record.